CUUUCUUGUUUCUUCAUUCUUCAUCUUUAAUCUUACUCUCUUUUAUGACUCUCUUUCUCUCUCUUAGUUCACAAAUUUUGCUUUACUUCAAUCUUUACACCCUAAAAAAUUCCCCUUUUCCCUAGAAAUCCUUUGUGAUCUCCUACUUUUUCCUAAAUUCUCUGCUCUUAGUAUACGAAUCCCUAAUUUAUAUUUCUCCAAUUUUGAAAAUAAAUCAAUAAAUCCACCGCGUUGGUGAUCGAAUAUGAAAUUGUAGUUAUAACGUUGAUUCUAAUUUUGUUUUUGUGUAUUGUUUGAAUUAUUUGGUGUAGAUUGAUAGAUAGGUGUGAAUAACAGAAAUGGAUAAGUAUGAGUUGGUGAAGGACAUAGGAUCUGGAAAUUUCGGUGUUGCUCGUCUUAUGAGAAAUAAGGAAACCAAAGAACUUGUUGCCGUCAAGUAUAUCGAGCGUGGUCCGAGGAUUGAUGAAAAUGUAGCUAGAGAGAUCAUCAAUCAUAGGUCACUCCGGCAUCCCAACAUCAUUCGAUUUAAGGAGCUUGUCUUGACUCCUACACAUGUAGCUAUAGUGAUGGAAUAUGCAGCUGGUGGUGAGCUUUUUGAACGAAUCUGUAAUGCUGGAAGAUUUAGCGAGGAUGAGGCUAGAUAUUUUUUCCAGCAGCUUAUAUCAGGUGUCAGCUAUUGUCAUUCCAUGCAAAUUUGUCAUAGAGAUUUGAAGUUGGAAAACACCCUUUUGGAUGGAAGCCCUGCACCUCGGCUGAAAAUUUGUGAUUUUGGUUACUCAAAGUCGUCUCUUUUACAUUCAAGGCCGAAGUCAACUGUUGGAACUCCUGCAUACAUAGCUCCAGAGGUUCUCUCACGUAGGGAAUAUGAUGGCAAAAUGGCUGAUGUUUGGUCAUGUGGAGUUACACUUUAUGUGAUGCUGGUUGGAGCUUAUCCAUUUGAAGACCAAGACGAUCCAAAAAAUUUUAGGAAGACCAUUAAUAAAAUAAUGGCCGUUCAGUACAAGAUACCAGAUUAUGUUCAUGUAUCGCAAGAAUGUAGACAGCUCAUUGCUCGUAUAUUUGUUGCAAAUCCUUCCAGGAGAAUAUCUAUCAAAGAGAUCAAGCUCCACCCCUGGUUUCUAAAGAACUUGCCAAGGGAACUGACAGAAGCACACCAAGCUGCAUACUAUCGGAGGGAAAACCCAACUUUCUCUCUCCAAAGUGUAGAGGAAAUUAUGAAGAUCGUGGAAGAAGCCAAGACGCCACCUCCAGUCUCACGUUCUGUUGGAUCCUUUGGCUGGGGUGUGCAGGAGGAUAGUGAUGAAAAGGAAGAAGUUCCCGACGAAGAAGACGAAGUGGAAGAAGAGGAAGACGAAGUAGAAGAAGAGGAAGACGAUGUGUAUGACAAGACCGUGAAGGAGGUGCAAGCAUGGAAAAUCUAAUGUUCCUAUAAAGGAGCAAUUAUACCCAAGAUAUCAACAUGCUUCGAGAAUUGGUAUCAGUUUGAAAGAGGUAAUAGUUUAUUCAGCUUUGUUUGAUCAAGUUCAGAAAAGUUUAUCGUCUCGUUCAAGUCUAGUCCUAUUUUGAUCUCUCGAAAAAUGAUGGUUUGUAAAUAACGUCGUGCAAUUUGGUUAGAGUUUUCGUGUUCAAAUGUAGAGCAGGGUAAAGUUUACUCCUGCUCUUUGUAAAAUUAGCUGCUUGCUUUGUUUGUUAAGGCCCGUUAUAUGGUCUGUAAGCUAGUCAUGAGGGUGUGAUUCAAGCAAGUUUGAUAUAUAAAGAGGUCGUAGUUUGUAAACGACUUGGUCCUACUGGUGGAUGUGAUUCAAGCAGGUUUGAUGUAUGAAGAGGUCGUAGUUUGUAAACGCAUUGGUCCGAUGGAUGGGCCGCGUAAAGAAUGUCUAAUGUAAUUAUGUAAAUCAUCUCCAGACUUUAUGUUUUUGUUAUAUGAAAUUAUUCUUGCUUUUUCAAA
Messenger RNA from Amaranthus tricolor (Joseph's coat), 1948 nucleotides. RefSeq names its product serine/threonine-protein kinase SRK2A-like. The record is from RefSeq and is a predicted model, not a curated record. Gene Ontology annotation, molecular function: protein serine/threonine kinase activity; ATP binding. The transcript is spliced from 9 exons. Gene Ontology annotation, biological process: intracellular signal transduction; protein phosphorylation. The coding region runs from base 339 to 1421 and encodes 360 amino acids. NCBI's taxonomy places the organism in Eukaryota, Viridiplantae, Streptophyta, Magnoliopsida, Caryophyllales, Amaranthaceae.